UAGGGCCAAGAACUUAUCAUAUCUAUAGCACAGUGUUCUUUCUGGUUGCCUGGCAGCACUUUACUCACACCCCACCCUCUUAUACAAAGCACGUGCUGGGCAACCCCGUUUUAUCGAUACGUUUAUUUCGUUAUUUGGAGAGUAUUGCAGGCAGUUGCAGUGGACUCAGCAGAACAGGCCCAGUGAAAGAGACGUCUUAGUUGAAGCAGCAGCAGAAGAAACAGCAAAAUGCCGCCAAAGGGGAAAAAGGGCAAGAAGGGCAAGAAGAUGCCGGUGCUCAUCGAUGGCGUGGACACGUCGGCGAUGACACGCGACCAGCUAGAGGCGUUUUCCCUGCGCCUAAAGGCUGAGAUGGAUCGCGAGCGGGAGGAGCGAAACUACUUCCAGCUGGAGAGGGACAAGAUUCGCACCUUCUGGGAGAUCACACGCCAGCAGUUGGAUGAGACGCGCUAUGAGCUGCAGCAGAAGGAUAAGGAGAUCGAGGCCACGCAGGAUCUGGCGGACAUCGACACCAAGCAUGUGAUGCAGCAGAUGAAGCAUCUGCAGUUCGAGAACCACAACAAGCUGGGCGAGGUGCGGGCGGAGGCGAUGACCCAGCUGAAACUGGCCCAGGAGCACCAUAUCCUGCAGGAGACCGAGCUGCAGAAGGACAAGCGCCAGCUGCGGCGCAUUCUGCGCGAGCGCAUGGAGGUUGGCGAGAUGCAGCUGCGCCAGAUGGAGGCCCACUUCAACGAGAAAAUACUGGAGCAGCGGCUAGCUUUCGAUCGGGAGCGCAAGGACAACGAGAUGCUGCACGAAGAGAAGAUGAUGGAGCAGAAGUCCAAGCUGGACCUGUUCUACGGCACCCAGAUGUUCGAGGUGGAGGAGCGCAAGAACCAGCAGAUCAAGGACCUGCAGGACCACCACGACGGGGCCUUCAACGACAUGAAGAACUACUACAAUGACAUCACCCUCAACAACCUGGCCCUCAUCGGCAGCAUGAAGGAGCAGCUGGAGCAGCUGCGCAAGCAGACCGAGCGCAGCGACCGCAUCGCCGCGGACACGGCCCUGGAGAACAAGCGCCUCCGAGAGCCCCUCGAGCAGGCCAACAUCCAGCUGAACGAGUUCCGCCGCAAGCUGGAGUUCUACGAACGGGACAAGCAGCAGUUGAGCCGCCUCAAGAGCCGCAACACGAAGCUGGAGAAGAAGGUGAAGGGCCUGACCUGGGAAGCGGAGACCCUGAUCCUUCGCAACGAUUCGCUCGUGGCCGAGCGGGAGUCACUCAAGGAGCGCUUCAACGACGUCAUUGUGGAGUUACAGCAGAAGACGGGCCUGAAGAAUGUGCUGCUGGAGCGCAAGAUUGCUGCCCUGAUGCGCGAGGACGAGAAGCGCAGCAUCGUGCUGCACGAGACCAUAGCCACCUGCGCGCCCAAUUUCGCCGACAAACUAACCAGCCUAGACGAACGGGUGGGCAACAUCAUCGACGAGAAGAACAAGAUCAUCAUCGACCUGCGCUACGAGGUGGCCAAGGCCCGCAAGGCCCACGACGAUCUCCUGGAGACCUAUGAGUGCAAGCUUAAGCAGUUCGGAGUGCCCACCGACAACCUCGGCUUCACGCCCAUCCGGGACCGAGAUGAGCAACAGCUCUACGUAUGUGGCCCUGCCGGCAUUAUUACGGAGAACAAGUAGAACUAGAAGGCCAAUCGAGAAUUGAGAAAAGCAGUCCACCGAAACAGAAUCAGAAACAGAAGUAGAAGACACCCCACCCCGACCAAAUUACAAUGCCAGUUUGUUUCAUUCAGAAUUUAUUCAAAUUUAGUCUAGAUUAGUGUAUAAGAAGUAUGUAUAUGUAUAUGCUUAUAAAAAAAACGUUCUGGAA
Messenger RNA from Drosophila persimilis, 1858 nucleotides. It is a transcript of the gene Gas8, whose product is annotated as dynein regulatory complex subunit 4. Gene Ontology annotation, biological process: cell motility. NCBI's taxonomy places the organism in Eukaryota, Metazoa, Arthropoda, Insecta, Diptera, Drosophilidae. Gene Ontology annotation, molecular function: microtubule binding; small GTPase binding. The record is from RefSeq and is a predicted model, not a curated record. Gene Ontology annotation, cellular component: Golgi apparatus; motile cilium; microtubule. The coding region runs from base 229 to 1668 and encodes 479 amino acids. The transcript is spliced from 5 exons.